AUGGCCCUGUCAGCGCCGUCAUGGCGCCUGCCCAUCAGAUGUGCACAAACUCCAAUCGCACAGUACCAGCGAAGAACAGCAGCAUCCAGUUCAAACAACGAUGGCAGCUCAUCCGGCUCCAAUCCCGUCCUGGAAGAGUACCUGCGCAACAACCCGCAAGAGGCCCAGAGCGGCAGGAUUAAAAUACCUGAGGGAAUGGGCCAAGCAGGAGACAUCGCCAACAGCUCCAUCUUCGAAGACGAACGCCGCGCACAGAAACAGACCGACAGCGAGUCCAAAGACGGGGUAGAUGGCGACAGCGUCCGAGUAGGCGGUAUCGCACGCGACCCACGAGCCAUGGCCACCGUCCUCGACCCCAACCCCUCCGCCCGCGAACAGUGGGAAAAACGACAAGUCGUGAAAAUGAUCCGCAAGAACGGGCGUCUAACGAAAGAGCAAUUUAUCAAGCGGACAGAGAGGGAACAUCUCGCAAAGAGCCACAACAUGAAAACAUCAGUCAAGAAGCUAGGCAUGCUCGCGCGCCAAAUCGCCGGCAAAACCAUCGACGACGCCAUCGUGCAAAUGCGCUUCAGCAAGAAAAAGGUCGCGCAGGAAGUCCUGAAACAACUCGAAGCCGCACGGGACGAAGCCGUCGUGAUGCGCGGGAUGGGUCUAGGAAACGGUGCAAGGAAGGAGGCCGAAGACUUCAACGAGUCCUCCUCAAGCGUGACAGGUACAACCUCCCAAACACUCGAAGAAACCGCAUCCCUCGAACGAAAGCCCCACACCGUCGACAUCCAGCUCAAAUCCGGCCAACGGCACACCGUCUCCGACCGCUCCAAGAUCUACAUCGACCAAGCGUGGGUCGGGCGAGGUCCGUACGGCAAACUGCCAGAUUACCGGGCGAGAGGGCGGAUAUACAUGAUGCGGACACCCUGGACGAGUCUGAGCGUGGUGUUGAAGGAGGAGGCGACGAGGGUAAGGGAGUGGGAGCAGAGGGAGGCGAAGAGGCAGAGGCAGUUGAAGGCGAAAGCGUGGAAGAUGUUGCCGGAUAAACCGAUUCAGAUCCAGAGGCAGUGGUAUAGCUGGUAG
Zasmidium cellare ATCC 36951 is the source of this 1071-nucleotide messenger RNA. RefSeq lists its product as uncharacterized. Gene Ontology annotation, cellular component: mitochondrial large ribosomal subunit; ribosome. Gene Ontology annotation, molecular function: structural constituent of ribosome. The transcript is spliced from 2 exons. Bases 1 to 1071 code for a protein of 356 amino acids. Lineage: Eukaryota; Fungi; Ascomycota; Dothideomycetes; Mycosphaerellales; Mycosphaerellaceae. Gene Ontology annotation, biological process: ribosome assembly; translation. The record is from RefSeq and is a predicted model, not a curated record.